Molecule: messenger RNA, 2122 nt
Organism: Schistosoma rodhaini
Lineage: Eukaryota; Metazoa; Platyhelminthes; Trematoda; Strigeidida; Schistosomatidae
Source: the annotation of a GenBank genome assembly
AUGCCGGUCAGAGUUAAGAAGUCAGUCUCUAGGUUUCUAAACCACCAGGUCGCUCAUAGAAUAAGACUAUUGGAAUCAGCCUUACUCGAAAUCCAUGAUCUUGAUAACCGCAUGAAAAUGGAACUAUUAGCUUUGAACACCCUUGCUAAUCCAAAUGACGACGAAUUUUGUGAAGAGGAUUGUAUGACAUAUGUGUCUGCGGAAGACGAAUUACUAAAAAGCCAUGAGAAUUUUAAUGAUUCUAACUGUGGUGUCAAUUAUGAGUUGGUGGAUUUGAACGAUGAUGUUACAGCUUAUGAAUCAUCAAUUAAUAAAAUCGACGAACAAAUUCAAUCAAUCGAUUAUUCAUCACAGUCAUCAUUAUUAUCAUUAUCACCUGAACAAUUGAGAAUAUCCAACGAAUUGUCCCUAGAUAAUGAAUUAAAAUAUCGUAAUUUACAUGGUAAACAUUAUACUUCAAGUGUUGAUGGUGAUUUCUAUCCGAAUUCAGAUUCCAAUAAUUCAUUAUUAUUUGAUACAGAUAUAUUAAAAAAUUCUUUAAACAAUAAUAGUAUAACACAAAUUGAAUGUAUGAGACGUCGUUAUUCAGAUCAUAAUGAUUCACUAUCUGGUAUACGAUAUAUGGAAAAUGUGUAUAUACGUGAAGAAGAUAAUGAUAGUGAUUAUGUUGAUGAUGAUGAUGGUAGCAUCAAUUUAGAUUCUGUCAAUAAUCUAAUUUCAACGAAAAAAUGUACAUAUGCUUAUAUUGGAUUAUUAUUAACUUUUAUCUGUAUUGCAUCAAUCCUAUUUGUAUUUUACAUAUAUCCAAUGUUCAUUUCAUCGACGCCAUCAUCAUCCUCAUCAUCUUUUGUUCAUGAACAAUCUUUAUCAUCUGUACAAAAAAUCAGAACACAAAAUCUAACCAAUCAGUUGUCUCAAGAAUUUCAAGAUCAACAUAAACGUCUUUGGGCUCAAAUUCGUUCUGCUUUAGAAUCACCAUUUCAACAUGAAUAUACAAAUCAUCAAAGGCACACUACUAAUGAAAGGAUUCCUCCUAUAGUACUUCUCAUUGUCAAUCGUUACAUACAUUCAAUAGUCAAUAACCAAUCUAAACAACAUCAUUCUACACCUAAUCACAAUGAAAAUGUAUCGUUUGAUUGUUUUAUUACACGUCUUGGUCAAUUAGUGAAUAAUUUGUAUUUAUCAAAUUCUAAAAAUUCAUGUUCAAUUCUAAAAGAUCACCAAUUCAAUUCCUUAAAUAAACAAAAGUUUGAUCAAAUGAAACUAGAAUUUGACAAUCAACUUGAUGAUUUAUAUAAAUCUGGUUCACGUUGUUUUCAUUUUACUUCAAUUGAUUUGCUACCAGCUGAAAUAGUUCUAUUAUUUCAUGGUUAUACCGAUUCAGAGAAUUCAAUUUAUUCUAAUUCUAUAUUAUUAAUAAGUUUAUCAAAAAGAUUUGAUGUAUAUGAAUCAUUGAAUUGUACAAAAAAAUCGGAAUAUAUUUUACCUGGUUGUCAAACAGCUAGUCAAUUUGAACAUCAAGUAAAUCAGUUUUUACGAUCUUUAUGGAAUAAAUAUUUGGGUAAUGAAGAGGUAGAUGCAUUAAUUUCACGUUUAACUACAAAUAUUAUUAUAUUUCAUACAUAUGAUUAUAAUAAUAAUAAUUUGGAAAUCAAUUCAACUUGUACCCAAUAAGAUAAAUAUGCACCACCUAUUCCACAUAGGAAGCCUGUAAUAUGAACCUAUUUUGUAUGAAUGAGAAUAUUAAAUUGAUCAAUCAAUAUAAAUAUUGACUUUGUAUUUUCAUUCAUUAUCUGGGUUCAGCGUUAAUAGCAAUGAAUAAGGGUUCUCGGUUCGAUCUCCGAUGGCUUUGUACUAUUGAAUGGUUCCACAUUAGAAAAAAACGGGUGUCCAGGGAUUUCUUGCCCCUAAGGUCAGUUGGUAAUAUAAAAUAGGAAAUUCAAUAAUCUCUACAAAUUUAGACAGUAACAACAACAAGGUUUGCAGGAUGAAAUGAAUUCAUCAGUUUAUUUUCACGGUUUCUCAUCAGCUGCAUACAACCUAAAAUUAAAAUUAUUGACAUAAUUAGUAAGCAAAGAUGGAUAGUGCCUAGCAGUGAAAUCCAGUUUGACGCGCGUUUCAU